AAGGAUUUCCACUCUUAGAUACUCUUAGCAAGGCACGCGUGUGUGUGUGCCCGUUGUGCAGCCAUGGGCGUGCGCGGGCUGUUGAAGCUCCUGAGGCAGAAAGUGCAGCCUGAGGUAGAGGAACUGGAGGAAGCUGCGGAGGGGCAGCCCAACCAUCACUUGGUGGUGGACUUUCAGCCCUUCGCUUUCUGGCUUCUCCAGUCUUUCCAGGACGAGAUUGCGUCCUGGGACUUCGAGGCUGCUGGCGCUCGGGCACAAAGCUUCGUGCAGCGACUGCGGCGCUGCGGCGUGGCCUGUGAGUUCGUGGACGACGGGGCGCGAGGCACCGGCGGGCUGGAGAAGCUGGACGAGUGGAAAUCGCGAGCCAACGAGCAACUGAGAGACGUGAGGAAGCUCAAGGAAUUCCUGGAAGGCACUGGCGCUGCACGGCCGCAGCUCCAGCGCGGGGCCCUCUUCACGCAUGCUGUGCAGGAGGGCUUGAGGGCCGCAGGCGCCAGGGUGCAGGUCGCGGACGGCGAGGCGGACCCGGUCUUGGCACUGCGGCUCAGCGAUCCCAAGACGCUGGCGAUCCUGGGGAACGACACUGACUUCGUGCUUAUGAGGCACGGCAAGUUCGUCCACCUUGAUGAGCUUGACCAAGCCAAGUGGCUGAACGGCCAUGGGCCCUUGCGUGUGCCCAUUUGGACACGCCAAGCGCUGGCCGAUACCCUGAAGGUCCCGGAGGAAGUGCUGCCGAUGGCUGCGGCGCUCUGCGGCAACGACCACUCCCGAGGGCUUAUCGACAGGUGCCGGAAGCGUGGCCUGCCAGGGCCCACUGGCGGUAACCUUAGCGACGACUUCCAGGCCCUUGCGAAGCUGCUGCAGGAUCAAGGCAGCCAUGGUGGCCUCGCUUUUGCGGCUGCGCUUGGUCUGCUGAGCCCUGCCUUGCCCACUGCGGAUGAUGCGCGGGAGGCCGAGCAGGUGCUCCAUGAAGUCCAAAAGUUCUACUGUCCGUCAGCCGAGCUGCUGGAGAAGCCCCGCCUGGAGUGCAAGGUCUCUGCCAUGGUCCACGACCAAGUGCAUGCCGGCGAUCUGCCCAAGUGGUGUUUUCCUCUGGCAGCCCACGGCCUCUACUACGGCGCGAGGCUUUUAGAGGAUCCAGGCAUCGGCAGCAGCAGCUGCUCGCGGCUGUUGCAGCUCAAGGAAGCAGCCUUUGGGAUCCUGGCGCCCCGUGUGCCCCAAGGCGUGCAGGUACGCCUGCUGGGGCCAUCAAAUGUGGCAACCUUCCGGGAUGAGGUGGCCACGUAUCCUGUGCUCACCGACCUCUUGAGCCUCCAGGCCUGGCCUCUGCCGCAGCGCCUUGUGCUUUGGGCCAAGUGCCUGGGUUCUCCGCUGGGGCUCCCCGAGCCCGAGCCCUCCGAGCCCUCCGAGCCCUCGCAGCUCUCCGAGCCCAAGGCGCUGCGAGAGGUGCACCUCUGGGCACUGCGGUGGAGCGCGUCGGCCAGCCAUCUGAAGCUCGACACUGCGGAGCUUGAGGCGCUGCUGGCGACUGCCCUGCUGCUGAUCGCCCGCGCCCCCAGACCCGGACAUAUGGAGAAGGCGAGCUGGAGGUGCACGUGCUUGGGCAUGUGGUAUCAACAAGUGAUUGGGAGCAUCUUGGACCUCGCGCGGAUCAUGAAGGUCUUGCCUGCUGUAUCCCCGGCGCGGCUCUUCCACGGCCCGACUUUUCAGCAGCUCCUUUUGCUCUUCGCGCGCCACCCCGACACUCCCCCGCGCCGACGCGGGAAGAUGGGCUUCCGCGGCCCCACAGUGGACCUGGCGACGUUGGGCAAUUCUGAGGAGGAGUUGCUGAAGAUCCGGGAGACAGCGACCUUUCGAGCCUGGCGCGAAGAGGUCCUGCAAGGCCUCCAAGUGGAGGUGAAGAAGUCGGAGCCGGCUUGCACGGUCAACCCUUUCCACACACCCGACAUGGCAGACGGGGUCGCGCCCGGUGUGAAGGGUUUGCCCAUCGAAGCGCACAAGGCGGCGCUGUGCGCGACUCUUCUGCAGCACCGCGUCACCUGCGUGCAUGGCGAGACGGGCUCGGGGAAGAGUACCCAAGUGCCGCAGUAUUUGCUAGAACUAUUUGACGGCGCUCAGAUUGCUGUGACGCAGCCCAGACGGAUGGCAGCCAUCAAUUUGGCCAAAAGGGUGGCGAAGGAGAGGGGAGAAGCUUUGGGCGAGACGGUGGGCUACCGCAUUGGUGGCGACAGCGCUGUAGGCCGGCAACUGAAUUUCCAAACCACUGGCUGGCUGCUGAGAGCAUUGGUCAGCGACACCAACCGCCUGGGCAAGCUCACCCAUGUUGUCUUCGACGAGAUCCAUGAGCGCUCGGCGGACGCAGACUUCCUAAGCUUGGUAGUCCGGCUUCUGCUGCACCGCUUCCCGACGGUGCGGUUGGCUGCCUUGCGACCGACAGCCACAGUAGAGUUGGUGAUCAUGUCUGCCACAUUGCAGGCGAACCUCUUCAGGAGCUACUUCCGCGAGCUGCAGCUCAACGAGGAGGAGGUCCCCGUGGUCCCUGUAGGCGGACGGUGCUUCAAGGUGCAGCCAGUCUUCCUAGAUGAGCUCCAGGACUUCUGCGGUGCGGCGCUGGGCGAGAGAAACUCGGCGCUGCUGGCGCGGAUGCAGCAAAAGUUUAAGGACCAAGACAUGGCCACGAAGUCCUCCCAGGCCUUGGCCGAGUUCUGUUCAUCGAUGUCACCGCUGGUGAUUUCCCUCUUGAGCUUCCUGGCGCGACCCAGGUGCACCAUCCUCGUCUUUCUGCCAGGGAUCCUCGAAAUCACGAGCAUCUAUGAGGAGUGCCAGAGCUACCUUCAUGCCAUCGACGGCGCAGAGGAGUCCGAGGAGAGAGAAGCGCAAACAAAGCCCUCCAAGAUGCUGGAAUACAAGGUCUUCGCGAUGCAUUCGCAGAUCCCCACGGAGGACCAGAUGCAUGUCUUCCAGGAGCCGAAGCCAGGAGUGUGCCACUUCGUGCUCGCUUCCAAUGUGGCGGAGAGCUCCUUGACGCUGCCCAACGUGUGUGCGGUGAUCGACCUGGGCUUGCACAAGCAGCAGGUCUACAACCAUCGCCUCAGGAUGACCUACCUCUCCCUAAAGUGGACCAGCCGAGCCUCCGCACACCAGCGGAGCGGGCGCGCGGGCCGCACCAUGGAGGGUGUCGCUGUCCGGCUGUAUCCGAAGAAGUUCUAUGAGGCUUUGCCGGAGUUCGACCGGCCGGAGACCGCCUCCUUGCCCCUGCCACGACUCUACUUGCAGGCAAAGCAGCUCUCAUCAGACUUGGCCUCCGGUGGCGCGGAGGCGCCGGGCAGCGCUUGCUCGGUGCUCAGCGGACUGGUGGACCCCCCCGACCUGUCGAUCAUCGAGGCCUCGCGCCGAGAGCUCGCGGAAGGCCACGCGCUCGCGAGCCCCGAGGAGGAGGCUGACAUGACGAGCGUCGGAAAGGCGUGCUUGAGCCUCCCUUUUGAUCUCAGCCUUUGCCGCUUGGUGUGGCUCAGCGUCCAUUGGGGGUGUGCUGCAGAUGGGGUGAUCUUGGCUUGCAGCUUGUCGGUCCAGGACCCCUUCUCGAGCCCUUCCGCUUUCACUUGCCCGGACUUGGUGGAGUUAGGCCAAAAGCUCCGGCGGAGCAAUGCGAGCCGCCGGAAGUUUGACGCCGGCAGAGCCUCUCAACCCCUGGCGCUGAGGGAACUCUUCAAGGAGUUUUGGCACACCUUGAAGGCGGCCCCUGGCCAGAAUGGCCGCCGUGCUUGGCUGAAGCACGCGCACAACAUGGCGGCGACGAACGCCGUGAUCCCGCGGCGCCUGACGGAGUUCGUCGCGCAGGUGGAGGAGGUGGCGCAACGAUUGCUGGCCAUCGUGAAGAAGGAAAGCAAAGUGGAGAGGCAGCUGGCAGCGCUUUUGAAAGGCUUGGGUCGGAGAGCGCUGGGGGCGGCGGGUGCCGCAGCGGCGGCAGAUGACGCGGGCUAUGAGGGGCCCACAAUCUGGGAACAGGGCGAGGAGGUGUGGCAGGAUGUCCCCAACGCAGCUCGAAAGCCUUGCUACAAGGUCUUUGAAAAGAACGUAGCUGUGCUUCGGGCCCUGCUGGCGGCGAGCUUCUCCGAGCGCCUGAUGGUCACGCGGAAGCCUGUCCGGAAAGCCGACUGGCAGCUCUGCAGCAUGGCGCAGCUUUGUGACCCCCGCAGGAGCUUGCUGCUGACGCUACCUGAAGGUAUCGAUGGCGACCCUUGCAAGUUCCUCGCCUUGAUGACGGGAUCCGCCAGUGCCAACCUCAAAAACUGUGGGCCCAUCGGCGAGGACUACCUGUGCAUUGAAGUUCCGGCAAACCCUGACGAGGUUGGCAAGGCUUCCGAGAGUGGCGACUCCGACACAGACUCGGAAGACUUGCCGCGGGACAUCCUGGGGGAGCUGCACAUCUUCAACCAAGUGGCACGUGGGAGGCAAAGUGCUUGCCAGAUAGUCAAGUCAAAGCUGACGGGAGAAGAUGCGGAUGGGGAGAUCGUGCAAUUGACUGUGAGGCGCCCAGUCCACCCCUGCGAGCUGCAGUGGGAGGUGCACGCACCGGCCGAGGAGGAUCAGAAGGGCCGCUCCAGCGUCGUGAGGAAGGGCAUUGUGGACUCCUCCAGCCCCUUGGGCUUCCUUUGCGACGUGGACUCGGAAAAGCGGGACUGGUUCGCCUGCUGCAGCAAUGUGGCCUACACCGAGGGCUCGAUUUGUUUCCCUUCAGGGUUGACAGUCUUGCGCCAGCAGCACUUAAAGUUCUUCUUGUUGACGGUUGAUCCUCAAGUCGCUGGCCUGGCCAUCCGCGUCAGCGAGGGUGGGCUCACUGGCAUGCGGAUGCACCGGAAGGAGCUGCAGCUGGCGGUAAGCCCAGAGGAGCUCCGCUUCAUUGAUGCCUUCCGUGCUUCCCUGCGGGAGGCCAUGCUCAGCCCAGAGGCCUUGCACGAGACGUCGCAGUUGCCCGAACUCCGGGCCUUCUGCCUCGACGUGAAAGACGAGGGCGAGACUCACUCCGCGCGCGCGUGGGGUAGCUGGGUUGUGCCGUGCCGGUGUGGCUUGGCGGGUGCCGUGCUUCCUGGGAUGGAGCCGCUGCUGCUGGCUGAUUCGCAGGCGGGCGUCCUCGCGCAUCCUACCGAGGGGAAGGCGAAGAAGAAGGAGAAGAAAAAGCUGGAGAAGGACAAGAGCAAGCAAAAGGAGAAAAUCAAGCCCAGAGGACAAGAGAACCGUCCAUCAGGCUGGACAAAAGUCAUCAAGCUUGCAAAGGAGGUGCUUCCCAACGCCGAACAAAGAGAGCGUUGAUGAGUUGCAUGCCCCUGCAGCCUGAUAAUUAAUCCCGUUUUGGCGAUCCAGGGUCUCUUCCGCGGAAGGCGCUCUUGAAGAUUGCGGCUGGUGCGUAGACGGCGCGGUCAAGCCAUGCUGUUCUGUCUCGUCAAAAGGACAGUCUGCUUCCAGGUACCAAACCUCCUUCAAGUAGGCAUAUCCCUGCGGUCGCAAGCAUUUUCUUGCAACGCUUGGCCUUUUGAAUCUCGGAUUGUUUUUUGUUUGAAUGUGGCGGUGCGGUUGGGCCGGCAAAGGAUUGGCCA
This is a messenger RNA of Effrenium voratum, 5597 nucleotides long. The record is from the annotation of a GenBank genome assembly. Lineage: Eukaryota; Dinophyceae; Suessiales; Symbiodiniaceae.